AUGGCUGACGAUGGCCGGGGUUGUGGGCUGCACGAAGAAGUUGGCUGUCGGGUCUUGUCUGCCGGCCGAGUCAUCUUCCAUACUAUUAUCGACUGCCAGGCAGUCUUCCUAUUCGGCCGCGCGUUGUUCCCCUUCCACAGCUGUCCCGAUCUGUCCACGCUACAGAUAUCAUCCCUGCCGCAUCCCCCCAACGGCGCGCACGAGGAUCCGCCCGACGGCAUCGAGGGGGAAAUCAUCACUGCCCCAACCUCCCGCUCGCCCUCCCCCGAUACCUUCAGUCUACGCAGCGGCCCCCGAAAACUCGCAGCGACUAAGAAGCGGGUCUCGAAGAAGGCGCGCGGCGUCCUGGGCAAGGUUCGGGCCUUCCAGAGGAUCGCUGCGGCCAAGAUGGCUCAUCCCACCAUCAAGAUCGAUACCAGCGUACAAGCGACCAAGCGGUCGCUUCCCGAGGAUAAUGACGAUGGCUUCGAGAUUAUAGAUGGUCCGGAGAACGACGAUCCUGGCCUGGAAGCGCGCGAUAAUGAAUCUGUUCCUCCAUUUCUCUGCCAGUCGGUCCUAGAAAUCCAUCAAAAAUUCGAGGAACUCGAAUGGAUGCAGCGGACUCGGAUACACGAGGGGAUGCUCGCCAACGACCCCUCACACCGUUGGGCGCUAGAGGGAGACCCCGAGGUCAGGGCGAGGAACCGAUACGUGAACGUGCAGGCAUGGGCCAACUCCCGCAUCCAUCUGCGGGUGCCAGAAGGGGAAUGCGAUUUUAUUAACGCAUCGCCGAUUGUCCUCGAAGACUCAGUCUCGCAGGAGGAGCGACGGUAUAUCGCGACGCAGGGACCGAAGCCGGACCAGCUAUCUCACUUUUGGCACAUGGUGUUCCAUGAAAGUGAGGAUGUAGGCGUCAUCGUCAUGCUCACGCAGACAUUUGAGGCGGGCAGAGAGAAAUGUGCCCAGUACUUCCCACUGGACCGCGAAAACGCCACGAUGCCCCUGCGACGUGAGCAAGACCCGUUCAUGAACGACAACCAUCACCAGCAAGCCGAUGAGGAUUUUCUAGGCUAUGUUACACUGCUCGAGACUCAAUGGGAUCCCACAUCUCGCUCGGAAAUCCGCAAACUUCGGCUCACCCUCGGCACCGAGUCGAAGAUUGUCUGGCAUUUUCUGUUCGCCGGCUGGGCGGACUAUUCCAAGCCUGAGGGCGAUGACCGGGAUGCGCUCCUUCAGUUGAUCAAACUGUCCGGUUCGAAAUGCACCCCUGCUAACCCCCGCAUUGUACACUGCAGUGCUGGUGUCGGCCGGACAGGCACCUUUAUCGCGCUGGACCAUCUUUUGCAGGAGCUCGAGUCCGGCCAGUUACUAGAAGCGACUGACCCCGACAUCGACCCUGUCUUCGAAACGGUCAACCAAAUGCGCGAGCAGCGAAUGAUGAUGGUCUAUAAUGAGAUGCAACUCCAGUUUAUAUACGAAGUCCUACGGGAGCAGACCGAUCUCAAGCUCGGAAAGACUGCCGUGCCCAGCGGGCGCAAGUCGGAUGAGAGGUCAACGAAGAUGGCCAAGUUGUCAACCGACGACAGCUACCGACCAUCCUCCAAACCUGAGCUCGAACCUGCUGACGAUCACCGAUCUACUCCUACCCGGAGCUGGUCGGGCACCCCCGAGGUUUCCGAUAACGAAUGAGGAUAGGGACGACCGGUUCCUGUCUCAGACAACAUUAUUAUAUUACCUUCCCUCGUACAUAUAUAACAUUCUAAUCGCCUAUUGAUGUUUUUCUUUUGCCAUGUUUGUCGUUUUUUCUUUUUGCCAUGACUAGUUACGAGUUCUGACCUGCAUCUUCAACAUGCAUUUGCCCUUUGCGCCACCCUGCAUACUAUGUUUCAGUAUACGACCUGAUGCUUUUAUUCCUUCAGUGCCCAGGAUGCUUACAUUUUCACAAGCAAACCGUCCUGAACAUUGUCAUCCGAAGCUGAUGUGCUUACUCCCGCGCGAUUAUCUCUCUUCAGCUUUCAUUCUGUUUUCCCCCCUAGCAUUAGAACUGGUGUACCAUACUGGACUUGUGGAUCUGCCUGGAAAUGAAUAACGAUGCAUCUGUUCAUACGCGUGCCCUGAAAGGUCCUCUCUUACACACCCUACCAGAAUACUAUCUACCAUUUGAUCAAUCAACCACUCAAUAUAAAUC
Molecule: messenger RNA, 2167 nt
Organism: Aspergillus neoniger CBS 115656
Lineage: Eukaryota; Fungi; Ascomycota; Eurotiomycetes; Eurotiales; Aspergillaceae
Gene: ptpB
Product: tyrosine protein phosphatase PTP1
Exons: 5
Coding region: 1-1668 (555 amino acids)
Biological process (GO): protein dephosphorylation
Molecular function (GO): protein tyrosine phosphatase activity
Source: RefSeq, a predicted model, not a curated record